This is a messenger RNA of Paramuricea clavata, 558 nucleotides long. Lineage: Eukaryota; Metazoa; Cnidaria; Anthozoa; Malacalcyonacea; Plexauridae. The record is from the annotation of a GenBank genome assembly.
AUGCAAGUAUAUGACCCUCUUGAAGAUGAAUGGUUUUUUGGCAAGCCUAUGCAGGUCAAACGAGUAUACCAUUGUAUGGUCACCUUCCAGAAUAAAUACUUAGUUGCAAUUGGAGGAAACAUGCCUACCACAGAUUCACUAUAUUCUGUUGAAAAAUAUGACAGGGAGACAAGAACCUGGACUUAUAUGCCACAACUAAAUAUCGGUCGAAUCGAGGCAAGUGCAGUAGCACUCGAUGACAAGAUAUAUGUUGUUGGUGGUUACAGCGGGUCAUCACCUCCCGAGCUCAACAGUUGCGAAGUUUACGACAGUUCAACUAACAAAUGGUCGUUAAUAGAGCCCACAAACACGCCAAGACGAGAUGCCGCAAUUACAGUCUACCAUGGUAAAGUGUAUGUACUUGGAGGAAAUCCUAAGAAGGGGUUGCCUAAUUUUGAGUACUAUUGUGAGGAAACUAAAUCUUGGAAGACUGAGGAGUCUGGAAACUUUAGUUCUGGUUGUCAAUGUUGUACUGUUACCCUAAGUGGGAAAUGCAUUUGUGAACUAUAUGAGCGUUAG